Brugia malayi is the source of this 2289-nucleotide messenger RNA. RefSeq lists its product as uncharacterized. NCBI's taxonomy places the organism in Eukaryota, Metazoa, Nematoda, Chromadorea, Rhabditida, Onchocercidae. The record is from RefSeq and is a predicted model, not a curated record. The transcript is spliced from 17 exons. Bases 1 to 2289 code for a protein of 762 amino acids.
AUGAUGAUAGUUAAGCCAGCUGCUUUAUUUUCGGCAUUUGUAUCUACUGUAUACACUUUACAAAAUCCACUCAUUUCUGCGCCUUUCGACAAUUUUCGCAUCGAAUGUGCCAAAUCUUCAGGUGCCGUAGGAAUUAGUGUACGAAUGGUCGGCUCACAAGGUUUCAUCCGACAAGAUACCGUUUUCGCAAUUAUUUGCGAACGAGUCGACGAGCUAUAUCCAUGGCAUGGUAUUCCUAUAAGCAUUGCGGAAUUGGAACGAGAAGACUGCUACUACAGCCACUUGUUUGAUCCAGUUGUAGAUACAGAAUCACUGUAUACAUGUCGACCGCGAGAAUACAUAUCUGGUAUUACUCGUCUGUCGGAUACUCGGGUACAGGUGUUGUGUUGUCGUUUGCGAACACGAGAUGAAGCAAAUUGUCAAGAGAAAGAGUUCACUAAACCAAUUGGAUUUGAUCCACGGACAGACAUAUAUCAUCGCAAACAGCUUAUCAAUUCGAUUGCUGUCGAAGGGCAUAAUUAUAGAGUGCGAUUUUGCGACCUUGCUCCGCGAGCUAUCGCUCUAAUUUACAACGACUUACUUAUAACAACUACUAUUACCACCGAAACUCCAAAGAACAAUGGAUAUCAUGCAGAAGCAGAAAGUGACAUGUUGAAUACAGCAACGGCCAGAAAUAAAUACACAAAGAAUAAUUUGUUUGAACGUCUGACAUCGCAAGCUACGACCUCAUCAUCUACAACCAAACAUGUUAUCCAGAUAUUUCGACCGAGUUCCUUGUACAACCUUGAAGAGGUUCAGAAUAUGCGCAAUACAAGCACUUCUUCACCAAAUCAUUCUCAAAAGAUGCAACAAACCUCCAGAGAGAAAUUUUCAACUAUUAUGAAUACAGUUGAUGAAAAAAAACGCCAGAGCACUGCCUGGAUGAUAGAUGAAAUAAGCAAGCAAAACUCUGCACUACCUACUGUUUCUUUUGUACCAACAAGAGUUACGCAGCAGUUUCAAAGUUAUUCAGUAGCAGCUAAACAAGAUGUUUCAAGUGGUCGUAACCGAACAGCAAUGACAUUGUCUUACUUCGCUACAUCUUCACUGCAAACCACAACUGCGUCACCACUAAUUCUCUUGAAACCUUUGACCUCUAAAACAGUGCAUACUAAAGUUACAUCAAAAAACAAGCAACCUACAACGAAAGCAAGUAAAAGACGACGGAUGAAACAGACACUAAGUCCAACCAUUUCCAGUAAUUCAUCCAGGAUUACGCCUCAGUUAACAACGUCAUCAGCUCAUCUCAUAGAACUUGAGAAUACAACAGAAAGUCCUUCUUUAUUAAGUACUCAACUGCGUCGUGAUUUUUCUAGUGGAACACACAUCGAUGAAGAAACCAAGUAUUCACCAUUCGAGAAUAGGGACAGUAAUCCUUCACGUGACAAUGAGGCUUUUGGAUCAGAAUAUUUGAUUCUUCCUACCUCAGCUAAUCCUCUCGAUAUGACCACAUCAAGCGACAGUUUCUUAUAUAAAAUUUCGAAUGAAAUUCUUCAUGCUCCAGUUAAAUCAUUUCGGAAACAAAUUGGAGUCGCAUAUAGUGAAUUCAAAAGUUUCCCAAACAAACAAACGAACAAAGUGGAUCACGAAUUUAACUUCCCGUCAUUUGGUGAUGGAAAUAUUGAAGAUGUUGGUUUGGAUUACAGUGAAUAUAACUUAUCGAUGAAGAAAUCCGCUGAUGGUAGUCGUACAUAUGUACCAGAAAAUCAGGAACCACUGAACGCUCCAUCAGCAGCAAUCGUAUACGAUGCAAGCAAACAAAAAAAUGCUGUUUUGGUAAUAGCAAGACGAAAGAAGAAGAAAGUUCAACAGAAUGAUCAGGAAAGCAAUCAAGAACAGAAAAAUGAUGCCGACAAAGAAUUACUAUCAAUGAAUGAUGAGGUUAAUUCAUUCCCAAUGGAUACGUAUAAUUCUGCAUCUUCAACAGUAUCAAGUAAACAAGAUUUGGAGUUUCCUACCACGAGCUCCAGUCCGGCUAAUCUGAAGAACACUGCAGAAGACGUCUAUGAUCCAGCGAAAUUUUAUCGCACAGUACCACCGAAACGACCAACUCAGACAGAAAAAGUGCUAACCUUCUGCACAAAGGAGAUAGCCAUUCGUGAUCGACACAAUUUAGUGAUUGCUUGUGGUAGUGAAACGGAAAUUUGGCAACCAUUUCGGUGCCCGGCAGGAAGUGAAUGUUUCUCUUCAACUGAUUCCAGUUAUCGAAUCUGUUGUGCUGUAGCCGAAGCUGUUCGCUAUACUCAUUGA